This is a messenger RNA of Spodoptera exigua (beet armyworm), 2393 nucleotides long. The record is from the annotation of a GenBank genome assembly. Lineage: Eukaryota; Metazoa; Arthropoda; Insecta; Lepidoptera; Noctuidae.
CGUCUCUCAGGCUAGUGGCACGUCUAUAAUUAUUGGAAUCUCGAUUUGAAAUUGAACGAGUUUGUUGUAACUUUCAAUAGCCACAAUGCUAGGUGGUAGCGUACUCUGGUUCCGACACGGGUUGAGGCUCCACGACAACCCCUCACUGCACUCAGCGCUCGAAGAGAAGGGGUUUCCAUUCUUUCCGAUCUUCAUCUUCGAUGGAGAAACUGCUGGCACCAAAGUGGUCGGUUAUAACCGUAUGCGGUACCUCCUCGAAGCUCUGGAUGACUUGGACAGCCAAUUCAAGAAGCAUGGUGGCCGCCUCAUCAUGUUGAAGGGAAAACCUAACGUCGUGUUCAGGAGACUUUGGGAGGAAUUCGGUAUUCGUAAGCUCUGCUUCGAGCAGGACUGCGAGCCAGUGUGGAGAGCUCGCGACGAUAGCGUGAAGAAUGCCUGUAAGGAGAUAGGCGUUGUCUGCAAGGAACAUGUCUCCCAUACUCUGUGGGAGCCUGACACCGUCAUCAAGGCUAAUGGCGGCAUACCGCCUCUUACCUAUCAGAUGUUCUUGCAUACAGUGGCCACAAUUGGCGACCCUCCGCGUCCAGUCGGAGAAGUAGAUUUCACAGGAGUCAAAUUCGGUAGUCUGCCGGAAUCCUUUUACAAUGAGUUUACAGUCUUCGAUAAGACUCCAAAACCGGAAGAUUUAGGUGUAUUCCUAGAGACUGAAGAUAUAAGGAUGAUCCGCUGGGUGGGCGGAGAGACCACAGCCCUUAAGCAGAUGCAGCAGCGCCUGACUGUAGAGUACGAGACAUUCCUCAGGGGUUCAUACUUGCCAACGCAUGGCAACCCGGACUUGCUAGGUCCACCGAUUUCUUUGAGUCCAGCGCUGCGGUUCGGAUGUCUUUCUGUUAGGAGCUUCUACUGGUCAGUACAGGACUUGUUCCGUCAGGUGCAUCAAGGACGUCUCACAUCUAAUUCUGCCUCCCAUUUCAUUACUGGUCAACUGAUUUGGCGUGAAUAUUUCUACACGAUGAGCGUGAACAACCCUAACUACGGCCAGAUGGCUGGCAACCCUAUCUGCCUGGACAUUCCAUGGAAGACUCCUUCCGGAGAUGAGUUGCAGAGAUGGAUGGAAGGUCGUACCGGUUUUCCAUUCGUGGAUGCAGCUAUGCGUCAACUUCGUACUGAAGGCUGGCUGCAUCACGCCGCCCGUAACACCGUGGCCUCCUUCCUAACACGCGGUACUCUCUGGCUGUCCUGGGAACAUGGGCUGAACCACUUCUUGAAGUAUCUGCUGGAUGCUGAUUGGUCGGUGUGCGCUGGGAACUGGAUGUGGGUAUCAUCAUCAGCGUUUGAAGCGUUGCUUGACUCGGGGGAGUGUGCGUGCCCUGUAAGGUUGGGACAACGUCUCGACCCCAGCGGGGAGUACGUGCGUCGCUACGUGCCCGAACUUGCGCGUAUGCCCGUUGAAUACAUAUACGAACCUUGGAAGGCCCCAAUUGACGUACAAGAGCGUGCCUCCUGCAUUAUAGGCAAGGACUACCCAGAUCCAGUCGUCAACCACCUCGUCGCCGCCCAGAGGAACAGAAAUGCUAUGAAGGAACUUCGUCAUAUUUUGCAAAAAGCUCCUCCUCACUGCUGCCCCUCCUCAGAAGACGAGAUCCGACAAUUCAUGUGGCUCAACGAAUAAAUGACAUACGGAAUUAAACUCUAUUUUUAUCUACGUAAAGCUUAUUUUAGUUGAAUGUGGCAUCAAAGGUAAGAUAUUCUUUUAUUUUUUUACAACAGAAACUGCUAUUGUAAUCUUUGUACGUCAGAUAAUAGGGUGCAAUUUUGUUUGUCAUGCCAUUCGUUUGUAGAUUAAGUAAAUUAGAAUAUUUUCGUAGAUCUGUUUUACGUUCUAUGUAAGUACAAGAUAGUAGAAUAACAUUUUGGUCCGAGUGAACCACUCUGUGACCAAAGUCUUAAAUAAGUAAUUCGUGAAUGUUUAAAAAUGGUGGACUGGACAAGGAGUAUACAUUUUUCUCACCUCCAUGUUAUAAUAAAGGUGAAGGUUGAUCAGCAUUGCAGCAUUUAUUAAAAACAUUACACAGUUUACACACAAGGAACAGGGAUUGAGUUAUAAGUUCACUAGGUUCAGAAAAGGAUGGUCCUCCGACCAUGCAAGAGUGACCAUGACUGGCUAUUCGUGUUAAUCUGCUCGUAAACUCUUUUUAUUAUUGUCGUUGGAUUUCUGUCGCUGUCCAAUCCCCUAUAAAAAUGUAUUUGUGUUAUUAACGUGUUGUUAGUAUUAAAAUGAAUAAAAUAAGAAUAAUGAAUAUUGAAAUAUCAAGAAAUUGGUAAAGUGAUAGAUUGAUGUGAUUUUGAGAUCGGGAUAUACCCGAACAAUGUUGGGUAUUGGCGCAAUUUUU